AUGAAGAGCAGGAGGCAGAACGGCCGCGGAGGAGCCGCCGCCGGCGCCAUGGCGCUGGACGGGAGCCACCACACCACAAGCAGCGGCUGCGGCGCCGGUGGGGUAGGAGGAGGAGGAGGUUGCAGCAAGAUGGAGCGCAAGGAGGUGGAGAAGAACCGGCGGCUGCACAUGAAGGGCCUCUGCCUCAAGCUCUCCUCCCUCCUCCCCGCCUCCUCCUCAGACCACCACCUCCGCCAUUAUUCCACUUCUUCCUCUUCCUCGCCGCCCUCCAGCAGCAAGGACGCGGCGACGCAGCUGGAUCAGCUGGACAGCGCGGCGGCCUACAUCAACCAGCUCCGGGGCCGCAUCGACGACCUCAAGCGCCGCAAGCAGGCCGCCCUCUCCGGCGGCUGCUCAUCCUCCGUCUCCGCCGGCGACUACAAGCCACAGACUACGGCGUCGCUGCCGGUGAUCGAGGUUAGGCACCAGGACGGGACUCUGGACGUGGCGCUGGCGAGCGAGGCCGGGCGGCCCUUCCGGUUGCACGAGGUGAUGGCGGUGCUUGAGCAGGAGGGCGCUGAGGUGAUCAGCGCCAGCUUCUCCGUGGUGGGCGACAAGAUCUUCUACACGGUCCACUCGCAGGCGCUCUGCCCCCGCAUCGGCCUCGACGCCGGCCGCGUCGCCCAGAGGCUGCGCGGCCUCGCCGCAGCCGCCACCGUCUCGUCCCUCCUGACAUGA
Molecule: messenger RNA, 717 nt
Organism: Triticum turgidum subsp. durum (durum wheat)
Lineage: Eukaryota; Viridiplantae; Streptophyta; Magnoliopsida; Poales; Poaceae
Source: the annotation of a GenBank genome assembly